GGACUGUAGUAAAGUAGCUGCCUUUCUCUUCUUCUUCUAAACACUUCACUGUAAGAAUAAUCAUCAGAUCUUCACUUCUCUAGAAGAUUUCAUCUUCAAGAAGAAAUGGGGUUCAUUAAAAUCCUUUUAUUAUUUUGUUGGUUAAGUGUUUUUAGUAAUAUCAUCAAUGGUUCAGUACAUGAAUACAGUUCAGAAAAGUUUAUUAGUAAAGGUAAUGCUUUUGUUUUUCAUGGUGGUAGUGAAGGUCUUUACUCUUCUUUCACUGACAAUAAUGGAACUCUCACCUCUAGCUUCAUACGUUUUGAGAAGAUAUCGUUUCGAAGACCAGAAGUUGGGAAUUUGAGCGCUGCAUUGAUUCAAGCUAUAGUAUUCGAGGUGGAAGAUAGGGAAACAAUUGGUGGUUCGGCUUAUGGUGGUCAAAGAGCUAUUUGCUGUUCUCCAGAUUUAGCAAAAUUAGGUGUCUGUCCUCCAGGAGAAAUUAUACAUCGCCCAUCAACUAAGAAUCCUUACUGGCCACAGGUUUUGCGUAUUAACUUCGAUGGAGAUGAUCUUGUGGCAACGAUGCCAUCACAAUCAAUACAGAUUUCAGAAACUGGGAUGUACAACUUGUAUUUCAUGCAUUGUGAUUCGAGUCUCCAGGAUGUAAUUAUUGAGGGAAAGACUAUAUGGAAAAACUCUACUGGAUAUCUUCCUGGAAGAAUGUCUCCUCUAAUGAGGUUCUACGGGUUAAUGUCUUUUGGAUUUGUGAUACUUGGGAUUUUCUGGUUUUCUCAGUAUGCGAUGCAUUGGAGAGAAGUUGUUCAACUGCAGAAUUGCAUAACUAUGGUAAUUACAUUGGGUAUGUUUGAAAUGGCAUUUUGGUACUUCGAGUAUGCUGAAUUCAAUGAGACAGGAGUUCGACCAACUGGGAUUACUGUAUGGGCUGUCACAUUCGGUACAGUUAAACGCACUGUUGCACGUUUAAUCAUUCUUAUGGUUUCUAUGGGUUACGGUGUUGUCAGACCUACAUUAGGUGGUCUUACAUCGAAGGUGGUUAUGCUAGGAGGAACAUUUCUAUUUGCGUCUGAAGUGCUUGAAUUGGUAGAAAAUGUUGGUGCAAUUAGUGACUUUUCUGGUUCAGCAAGGUUGUUCUUGGUUCUUCCUGUGGCAAUCUUGGAUGCAUUCUUCAUUGUUUGGAUAUUUACUUCUCUCUCUACCACACUCAAUAAGCUUCAGGCCAGACGAAUGAUGGCUAAGUUGGAAAUUUAUAGGAAAUUUACAAAUGCACUGGUUGUUGCUGUUAUUUUCUCCAUUGGUGGUCUCUUUUAUGAGCUGUUCUUUAAGGCAAAUGACGUAUACAAUGAGCGGUGGCAGACUGCAUGGAUUAUCCCAGCCUUCUGGCAAGUCUUGUCGUUCUCUGUUUUGUGUGUCAUAUGUGCACUUUGGGCACCAUCUCAGAACUCAACACGGUAUGCCUACUCCGACGAAGCAGGUGAAGAGUUUGACAAGGAGGAAAAUUUGACCCUCAUAAAACCAUCUCAAGCGGCAAGGGAUGUUCCUAUCUCACAGGAAUCGAAACCUAUACAUAUCAACAAUGGAUCAGCAGAUGAAGAUCUUGAAGAGGAAAAAAUUGAGUAGAAAUGACCAGAAUAAGUAAGUGCCAGUCUUCUUAAAAUUAAACAAGCAUUUCUAUACUCGCAGAUAUGUUAUGGUUGCAGAGAAGAAUCAAGACCUCAAACCACAAAAUUGUAAUUGAUGUUAGCCUAAAGGUUUUGUUCAUCUGUUCAUUGGUAAAUGGUGCUUUGUUUUUUCGAGUUUACACGGAACAAACGAUGAUGUGAGCAUUAGUUAGAUUUUUCUUCUUCUUCUUUUUGUUAUGUAUCUGUGCACCAUUUCAUUAACACAAUACUGAACUUGUGAUCUGUAAUUUUUCAUGUCCUAGCUCAUUUUACCACAUUCAUAGUGUAUUAAUCCAAAAAAAGUUCUGCAGUUAA
Papaver somniferum (opium poppy) is the source of this 1973-nucleotide messenger RNA. Its product is annotated as transmembrane protein 87B-like. Gene Ontology annotation, cellular component: Golgi apparatus; membrane. Lineage: Eukaryota; Viridiplantae; Streptophyta; Magnoliopsida; Ranunculales; Papaveraceae. The transcript is spliced from 5 exons. Bases 106 to 1617 code for a protein of 503 amino acids. Gene Ontology annotation, biological process: transport. The record is from RefSeq and is a predicted model, not a curated record.